GAAGGGAUAAUGAUAACAUGCACGUAACGUCACUGGGAAUGAAAGAAUUUCGGAGUUGAGGUUAGCCUCGGUUAUGAACGUAGCCAGUGUAGAAAUUCAGGCCAAAGGUGAAAGUUUUCGAAACGUAGGCACUUGCUGGAUAUCCUCAAUGUAACCAGUGUGCCCAAUGUCGUUCAUCCUGACACAGUAUAUUCGCCAAACGCGUGUCACCUGAUAAUCUGCAGUCCCUGGGAUAUUCCUGGGAGUCUCGUGUGAAAAAUAUUCAAGUAAAAACGGGAAAAGCAUGUCCAUCAAUAACUCAGUGUUGACAACUGUCAAAAGAACGAAUGCACUCUCUGCUCUCUUUCGUGACAGAAAUCUAGUGAUCCAGGCAUCACAGAGGGGCUAUUUUCCUCGGACGAGUGAUGAUGAAUCCAGAAGUUGGAGGUGCUACGUUACCAAAGUGGCGACUAAUCAGAAACCAGAUUGGAACAGAGCUGUGUCUGAAGCUGAAAAAAUUGUCGGAUAUCCAACGUCAUUUCUCAGCCUACGAUGGCUUCUCAGCGAUGAAAUUGCCAAUGUCGCCCUACAUCUGAGAAAACUUGUUGGAUCCAAUCAUCCACUCUUGAAAACAGCCAAGAGUUUAAUUUACAAUGGAAGAAAUAACAUGCAGGCAUGGGGCCUGAUAGUCCUCCUGAUCUCUAAGGCAGCUGGACACCUGAAUGUAGAUGACAUGGAGGAGGACAAAGCUGCAGGCGUACUGCACAGCCAGCGAGCACUUGCUGAAGUCACUGAAAUGAUUCGCACGAGUCAUUUAGUUCACAAGGGACUCGUCAAUAUUCAACCUGGAGUCUUCCCAGAUGCCGCUGAACACAACGACAUGACUUUUGGAAACAAAAUCGCUCUUCUAAGUGGAGAUUAUCUCCUGGGGAACAGCUGCGCUGAGCUAGCAGCACUCAGGAAUCAAGAUUUAGUUGAAUUAAUGUCAAGUGCAGUUCGCGAUCUGGCGGAAGCAGAAUUUCUCGGCCGAAGAGAUAGUCAGAAUAAUGCAUUACCUCCAGUACCCCCUGAGGAUCGAACUGGUUAUGCUGUGAGAGAGUGGACGCUUCAGAAUGUCACCAGUGCUGGAUCACUCCUUGGAAAAUCCUGUCAAGGUACAUUAAAACUUGCUGGACAUGAUGAGGAUCUGCAAAUGCAGGGAUACAACUUCGGAAAACAUUUAGCUCUUGCCUGGCAGGCAUGCCUCGACUUGAGUCCGUUCAUCAGCAAAGAGGAUCCAGCAUCUCCUUUCAAUCUCUGCUCAGCCCCAGUGAUGUUCCACAUCGAGCAUGAUUCCUCAAUUCUAACUGAGAUCGACAAAGGUCUACAAUCCGUCCAAAACGUUGAUUACGCAAAGGUGUACGACAGCGUUACAAAAGGCCCAGGUGUCGAGUUGACCAAGCAAUUGCAGAAGGACCACUCACAACAAGCAAUGGAAGUCUUAAGUGUUUUUCGAGAUAGUGACGCAAGAACUGCAUUAUCAAACAUUAUUGCUGCCAUGGGAGAUUUUUAGCAAAUGGCUGAACAUUUUUCACGUCAGACCACAGCACAACAUCGAGUCAGUUUAGAUCUUCCAGCGUGAGUGUUAAGUUGACGAGUUUUUGUUGAAUUUUAUAUUUACGUUAUUAUUGCUUUACUCAUUGGAAUUGUUUCAUGGGGGGAUAAAAUUGAUAUGUGUCCAUGAAAAAUCGCCAAAGUAUGAUUUUACUCGAAAAUGGAGUGACGAAUCUUGAAUGUACACCGAAGAGUAACAACGGGUAUUAACAAAUUUCUCUCAUGCUUUUGUGAGGUAGAGACAGUAUCUAAGACAUUUUAUAUAAAAUUGUUAUGAAAAUGUAUUGUACAGAAUCGAGAUUUAUCAGAAAUUAUUUUUCACAGUCGAAUUUUAUACUAUAUUUAUAAAAAAGAUGAGAUUAAAUGACGAAUAAA
Messenger RNA from Fopius arisanus, 1947 nucleotides. It is a transcript of the gene Pdss2, whose product is annotated as Decaprenyl diphosphate synthase subunit 2. NCBI's taxonomy places the organism in Eukaryota, Metazoa, Arthropoda, Insecta, Hymenoptera, Braconidae. Gene Ontology annotation, cellular component: mitochondrion; transferase complex. The record is from RefSeq and is a predicted model, not a curated record. Gene Ontology annotation, molecular function: prenyltransferase activity. The transcript is spliced from 5 exons. Gene Ontology annotation, biological process: isoprenoid biosynthetic process; ubiquinone biosynthetic process. The coding region runs from base 284 to 1531 and encodes 415 amino acids.